AUGAAUUCAUCAGGCGCAGUAACAUGCUUUUUUUUUUUUCACACACAAGCUAGUCAUGAGGCUCAGAUAGCGAGUGUUGUAUCGUGCGCAGUUAGCCUUCUGUUUGCUUUAACUGCAUUACUUGGAAAUUUCAUCGUCAUGCUUGUUAUUUGGAAAACGCGGGAGCUUCAUACGCCAUCUUUCGCUUUGUUAUUUUGCUUGGCAGUCUCUGACUUCCUCGUUGGACUGGUUGGCCAGCCCUCGUUUGUUGCAUACAAGGUAGCGGAGCUUUUAGAAAAUUUCAACGGAUAUUGUAAGGCACGAAUAAUUCAGUUCUUCAUUGGUUGGAUAACUUCUGGAGUAUCUUUUUUAACUCUGAGUGGAGUUUGUGUCGACCGACUUCUCGCUUUAACUCUUCAUUUGCAAUACAGAAACACGAUCACCGUGCAACGGGUUGUAAUAGCAAUGAUAAUAGUUUGGCUGUUUUGCUUCAUUGUUGUCAUUGUCAGGUUUUGGUUUCCAAACUGGCUCAUUUUGCCUGUUACUAUAUCUGUGUUGGCCAGUGGAGUGACUGCACUUUGCACUAUUAGGAUAUUUCAAAUUGCAAAUAGACAUCAACGCCAAAUAAGAGAACAAAAUCGAUCCAUGGUUAACUUACAAAACGAACGAGGUAAUGCAUUCAAAUGUAAAAAGUCAGCUAUCACGGUUCUUUACGUGUAUGGCUUAAUGUUAGUGCUCUAUCUCCCAUUCAUUGCAGUUAGUGCAGCGGAAGCAUUUCACGGCUAUACAACUUCAUUGAAGAUCGGUUGGGAUUACGCUACCACGAUUUGUUUGAUAAGUUCGUCGGUGAAUCCUGUCAUUUAUUCUUGGAGAACUAAACAAGUACGUCGUGCAGUAAUAGAAUAUUUAAGAAAAAUU
This is a messenger RNA of Pocillopora meandrina, 897 nucleotides long. Lineage: Eukaryota; Metazoa; Cnidaria; Anthozoa; Scleractinia; Pocilloporidae. The record is from the annotation of a GenBank genome assembly.